Molecule: messenger RNA, 656 nt
Organism: Impatiens glandulifera
Lineage: Eukaryota; Viridiplantae; Streptophyta; Magnoliopsida; Ericales; Balsaminaceae
Product: 60S ribosomal protein L22-3-like
Exons: 2
Coding region: 83-460 (125 amino acids)
Biological process (GO): cytoplasmic translation
Cellular component (GO): ribosome
Molecular function (GO): RNA binding; structural constituent of ribosome
Source: RefSeq, a predicted model, not a curated record
UCACUAGUUCUUGUUUCACCGUCGUCGCUAGGUAAGCUUCUUCUCUCUGAAAGAUUCAUUUGCAGAAAAGAGACUAGACAAAAUGAGUCGAGGAUCUGCAUCCAAUGGACCUAAGGGGAAGAAGAAGGGAGUCACUUUCACCCUUGAUUGCUCUAAGCCAGUUGAGGACAAGAUCAUGGAAAUCGCCUCAUUGGAGAAGUUCCUUCAAGAGCGCAUCAAAGUUGGUGGAAAGGCUGGUGCUUUAGGUGAUACCGUCGCGAUUACGCGUGAGAAGAACAAGAUCAUCGUCACUUCCGAUGCCAAUUUCUCUAAGAGGUAUCUAAAGUAUUUGACAAAGAAAUACUUGAAGAAGAACAAUGUUCGCGAUUGGCUACGAGUGAUUGCAGCAAACAAAGACCGCAAUGUGUAUGAGCUAAGAUACUUCAACAUUGCUGAGAAUGAGGGCGAGGAAGAAGAAUAGGCUAAUCAUCGAUCUUUUAUCUCCCAAUUUCUAUGUUUGUGGUGAAUUUUCUUUGGAACUAAAAAUGGCCUAUAUUUGUCCUUGGCUAUGUUAUCUAUAGUUUUGUUUUGUUAUUUUGACAAGUUUUGUUUGAGGUUUAUUUAUUAGCAAAUUAAAAUUUCAACAUUAAUAAUCAUUUUCAUAUCAUGAUGAAGAA